AUGUAUAUUUACAGCGACGCACCGGUGGGAGUAAGGAACGCUUGGGUGAUACCUCAUCCGGUGCUUCUGAAUAACGCCAUACCACCAAUGUUCAUGUCCUGCAAUACUGUUCCGACGUCUUCCACCUCGCCAACUCCCAUGUUUUUUGAUCACGUACGAGGUAAUAUCAAUGUGACACAUCGUGCGCCAACCUCCAUUGGUAGUAAUGACCUUUUUGUGCAUGUGCAAACCGGCGAGACUCUUUCAAUCGUUAUCGGGAACGACGUUCAACAUAUAUCAGGCCCAGCAACUGUGCGUAUGGUAAAUCAGGCUGGUAUGUCACCAUCUGCUCUUCCAUUGCAUGUUCCACCCGGACAUAUGGUUCAGCAAAUGGUUGAUGAGCAGGGGGUUCUGCGCCAUCUGAUUUUAUCACCAGAAGCUACGCCCGGAUCGCGUUUGAUACCGACUGCCCCACCACCAGCAACGAUCAGUGCAAAUACACCACUCCAUAGUUCAAGUGCGAUAACACCGUUGAAAUCAUUUGCGCAUAAUUCACCUUCACCACCUAUCGUGCCUCCAUACCCACCUCCAGCUGUGCCCUACCCUCUUCAUAACACUGCUGAUUUUAAUGAAGAUAGUCUUCGAAAAACUUGGAUACCACACGGUAAGAAAUUCGACGGAUCACAUGUAAUGCAAGUACCAGCCAAUAAUGCCGACGAUCAUGAACAAAGUCAGUCAGGAGCUUCAGCAAAUGAAGAGGAAGAGUGGGAACGGCUUACCGAAAUGCUUUCACGAAUGCAGUCGCCUCAGAUUCUUCGAGUAGCAGCAAGAGAAGCUGAUAUUGCAUGGCAAGAAUUAGAUACGUCCGAAGCAUCUGCACCUGGUGGACCAUUUCCUCAGAUUGACGCAUCCGAAUUUACUUACGACAUUGUCCUUUUCGAAAAUGUAGGACGUAUUGUCAAUAGUUAUAGAUGUGAGCCUGAUUCGGGUAACCGAGUACGUCUAUGUCGUCUUCGACCAAAUACCGAAUAUUAUGUGCAGCUGAGAGCUUCACUGGAGGAACGUGGUUUACAGGGUAACCCAUCAACUGCUGUAAAAUUCCGAACACUUACAACGACACCAGAAUCUCCACAUCCUCCGCGUUUGGUGUCACGCACGCAUAAUUCAGUUACUGUUUCGUGGCGUUCUGCUGUUGAUAACGGUUCACCGAUUACAUCCUAUCGUCUGGAAUUGACAUCUGGCGGCCAACAGGAAGAGGAAAGUUAUGAAACAGUGUACGAAGGCUUAGCAGAACAGUUCAGAAUCAAAGGUCUAACAUCAUCAACACGAUAUCGAGUUCGCCUGACUGCUACGAAUAGUGAUGGAGAUUCGCAGCCAUCGGCUGCAAUUAGCGUUUGUACAUCAGCACUUAUCUAUCCGCCGAAGCAACCGCAUUGUCCUCAGCUUGUUUCUAUAUCAGCUAAAUGUAUCAAACUUUCUUGGAAUACUCAACCUCAACAUUCUUAUACGCUGGAGAUGUCUGAUACUCGGACAAAUGAAUAUUCGGUUGUCUGUGAACGUUCCCAGCUGUCUUCAGUCAGUGUCAAUGACGUUGUAAGUAACCAUCAGUAUCAUUUUCGUUUGAUCGCUCAUAACGAUGCGGGUGAUAGCGAGCCAUCCGAAGCACUUGUUGUUCGAACUCCUUCCUCGCCGUCCGGUACGCCUCCCCCAACGCCUUCACGACCACAUAUCAUUUCAAACAAUGGAGUAUGCCUUGAAAUUGGAUGGAAAACGGGACGUAUGAAUGAGAAAGAUCUUGGAUACCUACUGGAAGGUAGCUCAGAUGAGAAAUCUUGGACUGUGGUAUACAGAGGUAACGCAAUAAGUACGCAGAUUCGUGGUCCUGAAAUGCGAGCUUUUCGAGUAGCAGCACUGAGAAAGCAGUUGCAGAGUGGAUGGAGUGAUACGUUGCGUAUUCGACGCGAAGAAAAACGUGUCAUACCAGUUCCGGGACAGUGUGCAGCACCUACAAUUAGCGAAAUCUCAAAAGGCUGUUUGCGUAUUCAGUGGAAUCCACCGGACAGUAUAAUGUCCUCGAUAAGUUACCAACUCCAUCGUGUCAAUUUACAACCUUCCAGUAUCAUUUAUCAAGGUGAAGCAACAAUGUUUGACUUAUCAAACUGUGCCCCGGGUGAAGAGAUAGAAGUGCAGGUUCGUGCCAUUUCUAUUUCUUUUGACGGGACGCGUUUGGAGGGUGAAUGGAGUCGAGUGGCUGUUGGAAGAACUGCCGCACAGCCGCCAUCACCGCCAACUGAUGUUUAUGUUGAUACCGAUAAUGUUCUUCAUUGGUCACCGCCAAAUAGUACCAAUGGAGCAUCCAUUACGGAGUAUAUUAUUGAAAGAAUCCUUGUGCUUUCAUCAUCCACAUCGAAAUCUAAGAGUGACAACGACCAGGCGACUAGUGCAGAUUGUGGUUGGACAGUAAAACGUGAAAGCGCCGAAGUUCUGAGUAUUAGUGUAGCUGAAGGACAACCUGGCUGUAAGUAUCAGCUUAGCGUUUCGGCAGUAAAUAGUGGUGGUACCAGUGUUCCUAGUGAAUGCAUCUAUGUUUCUGUUCCUCCUCGCACACCUGCUGCUCCAUUGAGUUUUCAUGCCCUUCCACAAGGUUGUAGACAGCUGAAAGCAUCAUGGCGAGCACCUUGCUGUAAUGGAAGUGAAAUUUCCGAAUACAGUAUCCGUGUACUUGAUGAUUCUUCCGGUAAUGAGAUACGCGUGAUACAACAAGAAGCAUCCAUAUGCGAAUGCAUUAUCGAUUCGCUUGAAGCCGAUCGCACGUACAGGUUGUCGGUCCAUGGCAUAAAUGACAUUGGAAUGGGUGAUCCAUCGUGGACAACAGCCACAACACUGGCACCUCCCCCACAGCCUCCUAAUUUGCUCUGUUCCGAAGCAGGCCCGAAUUAUUUGAAGCUGAAGUGGAAACCACAUGGAAAUUCACCUACACUGACCACCACUCAAUAUUACUAUUAUUUGGAGAAAGAGAAUGAUAACGGGAAAUUUUCACCGAUUUAUGAAGGCGACAAUCGUUAUGCAAAAGUGCGCAAUUUGAAUGAAAGUACAAAAUACCGUUUCCGUAUUCGUUGUUCGUCACGAGUUUCGGGUGCCGGUCCUUGGUCUUCACCAUUUGAAUUUUCAACCGAACAACUGCCACCACCAACAAUACGAUCUGCACCGACGGUAACGGAAGUUGCAUCAGGCUCUUUCCAGGUUGAAUGGUCACCGGUUCGGUUAUCAUCAGCGAAUGGCAAAGAAUCUUUGUUAUAUCGCCUUCAAGUUGCAUCUCGAAGUUCUGUCGAGCGAUCGAACAAUAACUGGAAAACAGCUUACGAAGGUAUUUCUACGUCUUACUCACUUUCGACAUCUGAGAGUGUUCAGCUUCGUGUUCAAUGUGUGCGGAUCAGAGAUGGAAUUGAAAGCGUUUCAACACCAUCCGCUAUACAGUUUGCAACUCCAUCGCUUGCUGUUAUACCUCGUAAAAAAACACUUGAAGUAACUGAGCAGGAGAUGCUUGCUAUUCGGGCGCAAGAUAUUAGUAACGUGCAAUGGAUCCAGUAUCAUAUUUUGUCCGAUAAACAUUACGCAUUCGUCAUUUUGUUGCUUUUUGCCGGUAUCGCAUUUGGGGUAGCACUGAUACUGGAUGCAUUGUUAUUUGAACAGUCAUAAUUUGAUGGAUAUUACAUGUUUUCGGAGAGACGCAACUGACAGAGCAUCAUAUGACGUCAAUGAAUUCAUCACAAACAUUCACUGGUCUUUUCCGGAGAAAAGUUACAAAGAAAAAUCAAAACUUUUUGUCCUUGUUUUUUGUAAGAAUGC
This is a messenger RNA of Loa loa (African eye worm), 3828 nucleotides long. RefSeq lists its product as hypothetical. Bases 1 to 3678 code for a protein of 1225 amino acids. Gene Ontology annotation, molecular function: protein binding. Lineage: Eukaryota; Metazoa; Nematoda; Chromadorea; Rhabditida; Onchocercidae. The record is from RefSeq and is a predicted model, not a curated record. The transcript is spliced from 21 exons.